UACGUAGCGUUCUUGAAAUUGUUCCGUCAAUCUCAAUCCAACCUCUCAGUGGCAGUUCGUGAUGUGAAUUGCUUCGGAACAAACCCGACUCUCCGGUUCCAGCAAUAAAAAGAUUACGAAUCUACCUUAUUCUAGGUUGUAGGCGGGACAGAAAGUGCCGCAAACUCCCAAAGGGAAAUAGUUACUCGGAGAUCCGCUGAAAAGGAGCUCGGUCUCUGACGUUUCUCCUUUCUGAUUUGCGCAAGCUCCCCGGGCAGCGGGCGUAAGUUUGACUUCGCUCGGCCACCGUCCCCGCGCCGGGACGGGGUAUUUUGUCCGCCUGCCGCCGCCGUCCGAGCUGUUAGUCACCGAGUUCCAGGCCGCGGGAGCGUGGGGUGUGCGAGAGCCGGCUGGCGUUGCCGGCACCAUGGAGUCGCCUCUUAGCCCGGGCCUUUCUCACCGAGCGAACGAGGAUUGGGAUUCUACUCUGUUUGCUGAAUUUGGCUAUUUCACAGACACUGAUGGCCUGCAGUUGGACACGACAAAGGAAACUUACGAAAAUAAUUUUGAUACUCUUGAUUUUGACUUGGAUUUGAUGCCUUGGGAGACAGGCAUUUUGGACAUCAACAACCAGUUCUGUACAGGCAUUAAGGCAGAGCCUCAGCCACCUUCUCCAGCCUCUUCGAGUUGUUCAGUCUCCUCUCCUCAGUCCGUGGACUCUUGUUCUUCAACCCAGCACGUUCCUGAGGAGUUGGAUUUGUCUUCUGCUUCCCAGAUGUCUCCCCUUUCCUUGUACGGUGAAAGCUCUCAUAGUCCCUCCUCAGCAGAGCCACUGAAAGAAGAUAAGCCCAUCAUUGGCCCUAGGAGCAGAGUUGCAAAUGGAAUGACUCCAAAGAAAAAAAUUCAGAUGACUUCAAAACCUUCAAUUCAGCCCAAGCCUUUAAUACUUCCAGCAGCACCCAAGACUCAGACAAACUCCAGCGUUCCAGCAAAAACCAUCAUAAUUCAGACACUGCCAACACUGAUGCCAUUGGCAAAGCAGCAACCAAUUAUCAGCAUACAUCCUGCACCCGCUAAAGGUCCAACAGUAGUGCUCUCUUCGCCUGCCGUGGUCCAGCUUCAGGCACCUGGAGUCCUGCCCUCUCCUGCCCCGGUCCUUGCUGUCACCGGGGGAGCCACGCAACUACCUAAUCCCAUGCUGAAUGUGGUGCCGGCCCCUGUGGCCAACAGCCUGGCGAAUGGAAAACUCUCUGUGACUAAACCUGUCCUACAAAGCACCGUGAGAAGUGUGGGCUCGGAUAUUGCUGUACUAAGGAGACAGCAACGUAUGAUAAAAAAUCGAGAGUCCGCGUGUCAGUCCCGCAAGAAGAAGAAAGAAUAUAUGCUUGGCUUGGAGGCCAGGUUAAAGGCCGCGCUCUUGGAGAAUGAGAAGCUCAAGAAGGAGAACGGGUCACUGAAGAGGCAGCUGGACGAAGUGGUGUCCGAGAACCAGAGGCUUAAAGUUCCUAAUCCAAAACGAAGAGCUAUCUGUGUGAUGGUGGUGUUGGCGUUUAUAGUGCUCAACUAUGGACCCAUGAACAUGCUGGAACAGGAUUCCAGGAGAAAGAAUCCUAGUGUGAACCCUGCAAAUCAGAGGAGGCAUCUUCUAGAAUUUUCUGCUAAAGAGGUGCAAGACACAUCAGAUGGUAUCAUCCAGAAAAACAGCUACAGAUACGAUCAUUCUGUUUCGAAUGACAAGGCCCUGAUGGUGCUCAGCGAAGAGCCACUCCUCUAUAUCCCUCCCCCUCCUUGUCAGCCCCUGAUUAACACCACAGAAUCUCUCAGGUUAAAUCAUGAGCUUCGAGGAUGGGUUCACAGGCAUGAAGUGGAAAGGACCAAGUCCAGAAGAAUGACGAAUAAUCAACAGAAAACCCGUAUUCUUCAGGGUGCUCUGGAACAGGGCUCAAAUUCUCAGCUCAUGGCUGUCCAAUACACAGAAACCACUAGGAUCAGCAGGAACUCAGGGAGUGAGCUGCAAGUGUAUUAUGCAUCACCCAGAAGUUAUCAAGACUUCUUUGAAGCCAUCCGCAGAAGGGGAGAUACGUUCUAUGUCGUGUCAUUUCGAAGGGAUCACCUGCUAUUACCAGCUACCACCCAUAACAAGACCACAAGACCAAAGAUGUCAAUUGUAUUACCGGCAAUAAACAUAAAUGAGAACGUGAUCAACGGGCAGGAUUACGAAGUGAUGAUGCAGAUUGACUGCCAGGUGAUGGACACCAGGAUUCUGCACAUCAAGAGCUCGUCCGUUCCUCCUUAUCUCCGGGACCAGCAGAGGAAUCAGACCAACACCUUCUUUGGCUCCCCUCCUGCAGCCACGGAGGCAGCCCACGUCGUCAGCACCAUCCCGGAGUCGUUACAGUAGUGACGUGGGGCUGCGUGGGAAAACAGUGGGACUCUGCCAGACCGCAGAGCGGGGAGAGAUGCUCCGUCCUGCCUGCUUGGUGGCGAGCACAGAGCCGCCUCGCCGCGGGGUUCAACGGAGUGGGAAAAGCUGUUUUUCGCCAUCUGCCCUUCCACUUGGAAAGCACUGAAAUUCAGACUCGAGGGAGACGGCAUUUCUCCAGUGGCAGCUGCCUCCCUGUCCUCCAGUGCUGCCUGGGGUGGACUGUUUCCUGUACUUUCUGAAUUGCUGUCUCUUCUGUAUUUCUGUUGUGUUUAAAUAGUCAUCUUUACAGUAAGAUCCCCUUCCCUCCUCUGCCAUUUCACUUCUUGAUAAAGAGAUUUUUAUUUACA
Molecule: messenger RNA, 2751 nt
Organism: Prionailurus viverrinus (fishing cat)
Lineage: Eukaryota; Metazoa; Chordata; Mammalia; Carnivora; Felidae
Gene: ATF6
Product: activating transcription factor 6
Exons: 17
Coding region: 407-2380 (657 amino acids)
Biological process (GO): regulation of transcription by RNA polymerase II; endoplasmic reticulum unfolded protein response
Cellular component (GO): nucleus
Molecular function (GO): RNA polymerase II cis-regulatory region sequence-specific DNA binding; DNA-binding transcription factor activity, RNA polymerase II-specific
Source: RefSeq, a predicted model, not a curated record